AUGCGCAAAUCAACAGUCCAGCGAGAACGUUCGACGUUCGACGAGCAGUCAAAGAACUAUUGAAACGAAGUAUCAUGAGAACGCAAGCGAUGAUCUUCUCGAUCGUGUUGGUGCUGGGAUUGCUGCUUUGGAGUCCCUGUGAGGCAGACAUCUACUUCGAGAUGGCCACCUGCGCCUGUAACCUUCUGUACCAGCCGGUCUGUGCGAGCAACAAUGAAACCUACUCGAACGAAUGUGUCCUAAAGUGCGCUACCGAAACACCCACCGGUCGCCGGAUUGGUUUGCACAAGAUUAAGGAUGGGCACUGUAACGAAGAGUUUUAACGUUAAGCAUUGUCUAGUCUAGUGUCCAGUGUAUCACGUGAAAAUUGAAUCCUGUAUUGCAUCAGACUUUGAUUUGUUUUUCUUCAAUAAAGUAUAAAUAAAGCAUA
Messenger RNA from Anopheles aquasalis, 430 nucleotides. Its product is annotated as turripeptide Pal9.2. Gene Ontology annotation, molecular function: protein binding. Lineage: Eukaryota; Metazoa; Arthropoda; Insecta; Diptera; Culicidae. The record is from RefSeq and is a predicted model, not a curated record.